Messenger RNA from Tilletiaria anomala UBC 951, 2388 nucleotides. RefSeq names its product Krr1-domain-containing protein. Gene Ontology annotation, biological process: endonucleolytic cleavage in ITS1 to separate SSU-rRNA from 5.8S rRNA and LSU-rRNA from tricistronic rRNA transcript (SSU-rRNA, 5.8S rRNA, LSU-rRNA). The transcript has 4 exons. Gene Ontology annotation, cellular component: 90S preribosome; nucleolus. NCBI's taxonomy places the organism in Eukaryota, Fungi, Basidiomycota, Exobasidiomycetes, Georgefischeriales, Tilletiariaceae. The record is from RefSeq and is a predicted model, not a curated record. The coding region runs from base 1 to 2388 and encodes 795 amino acids.
AUGCUGUCCGACUCGAACAAGGAGACGAAGAACUCCUCAAAGAGCUCUUCCGGAAAGUAUUCUGGGCAUCCUCAACACGCAGCUGCCACUUCCAAAGGAUCGGGUUCCAACCGUGCCAGACAGCAGAUGGGAUCUGAACAAGCUCGCUCUCUCUCGUCAGAGUCGGAUACAUCAACUGAGAGUGAAUCAGAGACGGACGAGACGGAGGAUGAAGAUGGCGAGCAAGUCACUGCGGAUGUCGAUGCGGCGAUCCUCAGGACGCUAGCAAAGAUCAGGCGAAAAGAUGGUGAUAUCUAUAAUGCUGAUAAGAAGAUUUUUGAUGACGAGCGAGCAAAGUUGGCUUCCAUACCUGCACCCACAACUCUGGCCCACAAGCCAACCUCCUCAAACAAGAAAAUAACUCUGCAAGACUACCAGCGAUCGCGGAUCCAAGAAGCCCUCGCCUCCGACGCUUCCGGUGAUGCCGCUGCGCGUGCACUUGCAGAGGCGACCACAAAUCCUACUCGUCUAGGGCACCAUGUUGACUACGAUUCGAGCGGUGCGCCGAGAACAUAUGCGCAGGAAGAAGAGGAUCUGAGGCGCGAAGUCUUGGCCGCUUUUCACGGAGAUGUAGAAGAUGAUGAAGGCGGCGACGACGAUGGUGGGGGCGUCUUUCAAAAACGAGGCGGCGGUGUUGGUGACGACGAUGAAGAUGGGACCUCAUACCGAAGCUAUAUACUCCGGGCGCUUGGCGGUGAUGAGGACGCUGUGCGAGAUGUGCUCCGUGAGCGUGCUGAAGCGGUGGCGAAGGAGGGUAUCAUCCUUGCAGGGAACGAUGGCGACGAGAGUGCUGUAGGGUCCAACAAAGAGACGGGGCAGAAGAAGGAGGGGGAGAAGGGGAAAGAAAAGGCGAGGAAGAACGGAAAGGCACAGGAAGAAGCAGAUCACGAAUUUCUCAUGAACUACAUUCUCAAUCGCGGCUGGCUCGAGAACGACGACGCCUCUGUCCCUGCGCGCAAGCGAAAAUCCAAGUCUGGCGACAAGAAUUCGGAAGUAGCACAAGCGCACGACGAGCGGGACUGGGACGCGGAAGCAGCAGACCUCGAAUCAGAAGCGUCCUUCGAUUCGCGCGCGUCUGCCUUCGAGACGGCCUACAAUUUCCGCUACGAGGCGCUCGAAUCUGGCGCCGCAUCAGGGACCAUCCCGACCUUCUCGCGUGACGCCGCUGCAGUGGGGAGCGUUCGCCGCGAUGAGAAGCGCGAGAAGCGGAAGGAAAAGCGCGAGGAGCGUCGUAAGAGGAAGGAUACGGAGAAGGCAGAGAAGAUGAAGAUGCUUGAAAAGGCGAAGGAGAGGAAGACCCGCGAGAUCAUGGAGAAGCUCAAGAAGCUAAAGGAGGCUACUGGCAGCGAUGCUGUUGGCUUUGAGGACCUUGACCUUGAGGCUGAGUUUGACCCUUCAGCACAUGAUCGCGCAAUGGAGGCAGCAUUCAACGACGAUUACUACGCCGAGGAAGAUAUGCAGUUCAAUUCAGAUGGCAAGCCGAUCUGGAACGACGAUAUUGACAUCGGGGAUAUCGACGGAGAAGAGGAAGGGCCAUACGAUUCGGAGCAGGCUGUAGGCGCAGUCUGGGGCGCCGAUGAUGAGGACGGGCGCAUAGAGAUGGAUGCGGAUUUCCUCGAAGGAAAAAACGGUGGCGAGCAAGCCCCUGACACUUCGAAACUGUCUAAGAAGGAACGCAAAAAGCUAAAGAAAAAGGAGAAAAAGCGGCAGCAACAGUCGGGUGAUCAAGCUGACAGUGGGGUGAUCGAUGAAGCUGAGAUGGAUGCUGAGAAUGCUGCAAAGCAGCAAGAGGAUGAGAGGCAGGCAUUGCGCAAAUUGCCGCCUGCAGAGCGAAAGAAAAAAGUUUCCGAGAUGCUGGACGAGUAUUACAGCAUGGACUAUGAGGACAUGAUUGGUGACCUUCCCACGCGGUUCAAGUAUGUCCAAGUUCCCAAAUCCAAUUAUGGUCUUUCGCCUGUAGAGAUUCUACUUGCGGACGACAAUCAGCUCAACAAUGUCGUAGGAAUCAAGCAAAUCCAGCCGUACAGGCGCGGAAGCAAGCGACCGGCCGACUUGGGGCGCAGGUUGAGGGAAUUUAGAAAAGACUUCAAUACCGGCCUCGGGCCGUCUGGCUCUGCACACGGGAGGCAUACACACGGCCAAGGCUCAGAGCACCGUGCGCAGCAACAUGCAGGGAAGAGCGGCGACGGGCAGGAGCAAGGAAAGACGAAGCGAGCAGGGAAGAAGGAGAGGCAGAAGCUCAAGCGUGCCGGUGAUGGUGAUGGAGCUGGCGGAGAAGGGGCCACAGCUGGCGCCACUGAGCAGGAGGAGCGGCAGGCAAAGCGACCCAAGCUGAAGAACGAUGCCUGA